GCUUUCUGUUCGCUGAAACUUUUGGUUUCUCUGAAUUCAGAGAUAACUUUAUUUGCUGGGUCGUUCCGCCUGGUGCUGCAGAGACUCUGGCUCGCACUGGAAAUGAAGUGUACAACCUGCACUGAACAACAUCCAGGUGCUAUGAGUGGGCAACGGUGGAGGGUUUUUCUUUUUUAAACAGCGUAUGCGAGUGGGUGAGGAAACACCUGUUGCACCUGUGUACCUGCGGCGAGCUCCUCACUACUUGGACUGAGAUCCCUGUCUGAACUCAAUGUCGAGAAGGAAGUGAAUUAGGACCAGGUUUUUUUCUGGACUGGAGAUGGAGUUGGCGGAGCAAAGGGCAACGUGUCUGGCACUGCUUUUUCUAGUUGUGGCCUGUGUACAGGGGGACUUUGGGGACUUUGUGGAGCCUUCUCAGCUCCACACCUCACUCCUGUCUCUGGCAGAAAGUCAGACCAAGCUCCCCUGCCACUACCAGGCACAGGAGGGGCAAAAGGUGGUGCAAGUCAGCUGGUACAAGGAGCUCCCAGAUGGCAGCAAGGACCAGAUCAUCACCGCCCACUUCAAAGAGGGCCACACAGAGUUUGGGCGUUACUCUGGCCGUGUGAGGUUCGAGAGCAGCAGCCCCACUGACAACUCCGCUCUGCUCAUCCCCAACACCGAGGACUCGGACGAGGGCAGCUACACCUGCCACAUUUCCACCUUCCCAUAUGGAAACUUUGAGCGGCACAUCCAGCUCACUGUUUGGACUUUACCCAUCUCCUCCCUGGAGCCUGUAGACCUGGUGGAGGGCCAAUCGUUCCGCAUAGCUGCCACCUGUCGAGCAGUGGGUCGCCCGGUUCCUCGUCUCUCCUGGGACACCGACUUGCCGGGCCAGUCCCAGAACCGUACCAGUGAGGGUGGGUCUGUGUCCAGCUACUAUUCCCUGCAUCCGCUCCGUAGCAUGAAUGGGAAAAAGCUGGACUGUUUGGUGUGGCACCCUGGGCUGGCGGAGCCACGCAGGAUCUCAAACCGCCUGGUGGUUCAGUACCCCCCAGAUGCCACCAUUUCAUCUCGUUCAGGAGACUGGUAUGUGGGAUUGCAGAAGGCAGAGCUGCUCUGUGACAGUGGAGGAUACCCCAAACCUCAGAACAUCACCUGGACAUGGAAAGGAGGCGCUCUGCCAGAUGGGGUAUCUGUGGUAGGAGGAAAACUUGUUUUUGAGCGGCCCGUGCGUAUGAAUGACAGUGGGGCUUAUGAAUGUUUCGUCAAGAACAACGUGGGAGUAGAUAAAACCGAGUAUAUGCUGAGAAUAGCAGAGACAUCUCCACGCAAGGGCGGCUUCUUUGAGGAUAACCUGUUGGCGAUCAUUAUUGGUGCUGCAGCUGCAGCUUUGGUUGUGGCCCUGGUCAUUAUCAUCCUGCUGGUCAACCACUACCAUCGGCACAGAAACAAAAAGCUUGAGAUGGAGCUCAGUGAAAAAGCGAUGGAAAUUAACAACCUCUCCAGACAACCAUCUUUCAGGAGACUGAACUCCGUCAGCACAGACCCCAGAGUGCCGAGUGAAGAUUAUGCUGCGCUCAGAGUAGACAGCAGAAUGAAAAACAGCCAAAUGUCUCUGGAGCGACCCAACUACAGAGGCAGCCAGUCAACUCUGGGUGGCAAGUGGGGGCCUCCUGGAGGGGUGGAGGUGGAUGAACUGGGACGUCCCGUCGUCUGGAAUGAUGGCAGGGAGAGUCCGAGAGGGGCAGAGAUGGAUGGAGAGAAGGACGAGCGCAGGAGGAGGGUGGAGUCGUACCUGAAAAGCAGCAACAUGUCUCUGGACUCAGGUCUUCCUUCAUCUCUGGUUCCCCUGAAGGCCCAGCAGGAUGAUGGUGUCGGCCCCAGAGAGCCAGACCUGGGCCAUCCCAGCGAAGGAGACUCUCCACGCGUUGAGGACUGGACUCCCGCCCUGUCAGGGGAGGGAGGACAGGAGGACGACGACAGCAGCAACUCCUAUCAGAUCUCUGAGGCACUCAACAACCACUUCUACUACAGUAACGGGCUCCUCAGGCCCAAGCCACACUCCAAUGCCAUUCUGCUCCAGCCCAGAACACAGGUGGUCUAGACUGUAGACUCUCAUCCACAUCAUGUGAAGACAGUGUCUGUCCACAGCCCAUGUUGACAGGGACGUUAUUCUUUGUAACUGGAUGUUGGUUUUGUACAUGCUGAUUGUAGAGGGUAAUGGGUUCAGACACUGAUAAUUUUUUGCCACUGGCUUGUCCAAUUUUGAUCCUUUAUUCCAGGGGUGCCCACACUUUUUUGCCUUGCGAGCUACUUUUCAAAGGACCAAAUCAAAAUGAUAUAAC
Molecule: messenger RNA, 2327 nt
Organism: Monopterus albus (swamp eel)
Lineage: Eukaryota; Metazoa; Chordata; Actinopteri; Synbranchiformes; Synbranchidae
Gene: nectin4b
Product: nectin cell adhesion molecule 4b
Exons: 11
Coding region: 320-2086 (588 amino acids)
Biological process (GO): heterophilic cell-cell adhesion; homophilic cell-cell adhesion
Cellular component (GO): adherens junction
Source: RefSeq, a predicted model, not a curated record